Messenger RNA from Saprolegnia diclina VS20, 618 nucleotides. RefSeq lists its product as hypothetical. Lineage: Eukaryota; Oomycota; Saprolegniomycetes; Saprolegniales; Saprolegniaceae. The transcript has a single exon. The record is from RefSeq and is a predicted model, not a curated record. Bases 1 to 618 code for a protein of 205 amino acids.
AUGGCCCGUCAUACCUCCGACGUCUUCGUCCAUGACGACGACGACGUCCCGAGCCUCCCGCCUAACCAAGAACCCGUCUUGCUGCAUACAACCGGCGAUGACGGUGGCCGGCCCACCGAAGUGGGGACGCUCCAGCGCGACCACGGCCUCAAGGAGUUUGGCGAGUGGGAUCGCAACGGCAUCUUGUGUCGGCAGUGGCGGUCGUCGCUCCUCGGUGCGCUCUGCGUCGACGUCGUGCCCAACGGCAUCGUGUCGAUUCUGCUUCCGUGCGUACCGCUCGGCCAAGUCUCGCACCGCCUGGGCCUGCGCCCGUUUAGCACUAUGGCUGCGCUCACCGGCGUCUUGUACGUGACGGCCAUCGCUUGCAGCGGCAUUAACGACCUCUACGCACACAGCGCCGGUGCCGUGGCCUCGCUGCUGCUCGUGGUUCUCGUGACGUCGCUUCGGACCACGGUGCGCCAUCUCUUCUUCAUCCCCGGCUCGUGCUUGGGCGACGUCUGCGCUGUCUUGUGGUGCGGCUGCUGCACUGUCGCGCAGCUUGCCGCGCACGUCCAAGCGUACGAGCCGCACACGUGCUCGCUUCGGCCCCACGGCGUCCUCGCUGGCUACAAGGAGUAG